Messenger RNA from Hibiscus syriacus, 630 nucleotides. Its product is annotated as putative phosphatidylglycerol/phosphatidylinositol transfer protein DDB_G0282179. The transcript is spliced from 5 exons. Gene Ontology annotation, molecular function: sterol binding. Gene Ontology annotation, biological process: intracellular sterol transport. NCBI's taxonomy places the organism in Eukaryota, Viridiplantae, Streptophyta, Magnoliopsida, Malvales, Malvaceae. The record is from RefSeq and is a predicted model, not a curated record. The coding region runs from base 60 to 539 and encodes 159 amino acids.
UUAUAUAUAUAUAUAUAUAUAUAUAACCCAACUUUAGAUUUCUGUAAAAGCGAAACCAGAUGGAGAUGAUGAUCCAGUACAACCGGUUUAUUGCACCCAUCUUGCUCCUCUCGUUGAUCCUAGUUCUUCCCUUGGCCGUCGCCAAAGACGUUAGAUAUUGCGAUACGCGAGCUGAGUAUGAUGUAAAGGUUCAAGGUGUUGAGAUUUCGCCUAAUCCGAUCGCCCGGGGAAAGCCUGCUACCUUCAGCAUCGCUGCAACAACAGGUGCAGCUAUCGAUGGGGGGGGGGGGAAAUUGGUGAUCGUGGUUUCGUAUUUUGGAUGGCACAUUCACAGCGAGACUCACGACCUUUGCGAUGAGACAUCUUGCCCUGUGUCCACUGGUGAUUUUGUGGUUUCUCACUCUCAAGUUUUGCCGGGAUAUACUCCUCCUGGCUCAUACUCUCUGAAAAUGAAGAUGUUGGAUGCUAACAAACAUGAGUUGACAUGCAUCGGGUUCGAUUUUAGCAUCGGGUUCGCAUCAUCUGUGGCUGAUGUUUAAACACCAGAAUUUGGAACAAGAACAAUGCCUUUAAAGCGAAAUCCAUGUAAAGUACUCUAUAUGUUGCAUGAAUGUUCUUAUCAUGCAUGUC